AGCUACAUCAGCAAUUCCUUGUUUACUGUUGGGCUCUGUCAUCAUUCUUCUGUCGUUUAAAAUUUUCUGCUGUGUAUAAUAUUUUUGUGAUGUAUUCUCCAAGCCAACGGAUGUUUUAAAACCCUACCUGAUCACCUUAGUUUUCUCCAUGAGGUAGAUACAAACAACAAUCAUGGAAUGCGCACCUGCACCUAGGACCGACCAUCCUAUCGACAAAGUCAAAACGUCUGACUUUUAUAGAACGUGCAAACUUCCAAAGAGAUUCGACUACCCACAGAUGUUCAGCAGUUAUGGUUGUCAGAGACGACCUCCCGCUCACCCCUUCUACCUCACCACGUCAUCAGACUACGGGUUCUAUCCUCCCAGUCACCACACGGUUCCAACGUGCUUCUACCCUCGCAACCAAGCGUUUUCCAACGCCCUCGCCAAGGCUGGCAUGUACAGAAACUUCUCGCUGAAUGUGUGAUGCACGACGCUCAAUAUGUUUGUGAUAAUAAAUAAAUUGUUUUCAUUUUCCUCA
This is a messenger RNA of Macrosteles quadrilineatus (aster leafhopper), 520 nucleotides long. Its product is annotated as piercer of microtubule wall 1 protein. Bases 173 to 466 code for a protein of 97 amino acids. The transcript is spliced from 2 exons. Gene Ontology annotation, biological process: axoneme assembly. NCBI's taxonomy places the organism in Eukaryota, Metazoa, Arthropoda, Insecta, Hemiptera, Cicadellidae. Gene Ontology annotation, cellular component: axonemal microtubule. The record is from RefSeq and is a predicted model, not a curated record.